Dictyostelium discoideum AX4 is the source of this 1122-nucleotide messenger RNA. RefSeq lists its product as hypothetical. Lineage: Eukaryota; Evosea; Eumycetozoa; Dictyosteliales; Dictyosteliaceae. The coding region runs from base 1 to 1122 and encodes 373 amino acids. The record is from RefSeq and is a predicted model, not a curated record. The transcript has a single exon.
AUGAAAUUUUUUAAAGUUUAUUUAUCAAUUGUUUUUAUUUUUUUAAAAUUAUCAUUAUCAUAUGUAAAUAGUGAAUUUUUAAAGAUUGAUUCAUAUGAUAAUUCAACAUGUAAAGAUAAAUUAUUAAUUUAUAGCAGCGAAUGGAUUAAAUUAAAUUAUUGUGAUGGUAAUACUAUCUAUAGAUUCGUUCCUCCAAAUGUGGGUGAUGGUAUCACUGAAAAUUCAACAACAACAAAAACAACAACAACAACAACAACAUCUGUCGGAAACUCAUCAUCAACAACAACAACCACUAGUAUAAUUACAUCGUUGGAUAUUUUUACCACUGCAAUUAGUUCAAUGACUGGUUUUGGUGCUUUAAAUGUUGAUUUUUUAUUGGAAUCCAAUGAAUCACAAAAUAGUAAUGAUAAUCAAACUACUACUACCACAUCUUCUUCAACAACCACCAAAAUACCAACUACAACAUUAACUAGUUUAUCAAUAACAACAAUUGGUAUCUUUCAAAAUGGAAUGGGUAGUGUGGUUAAAUAUUAUUGUUUAAGUAUUGGUUGUUCAGCUCAAUGUGUUUCAAUUCAAGCAUUCCCAUUAGGAGUUUGUACACCAUCAAAUGGAUUGGAUAAUGUUUUAUACUCAAUUGUUGAUAAUACAAGUUCGAUCAUUACCAAGAGUACAAAUAUUACCAAUCCAGGAACCAAUAAUGGAUUUUGUCAAUCAUUCAUUUCACCAAAAUCUUGUAUUUCUUCAUUGAAUAAAGUAUAUCAAUAUAAGAAUGAUCAUUGUGGUAAAGGUUUAAAAAUUAAUUGUACUGGUAGUCUUUAUUCAACUUUUACUUGUUUAGAUAAUGAUUGUGAUCAAUGUACUCAACAAACAAAUUCAUAUCAAUUAAAUAAAUGUAUUUUAUUAAAUAAUGGAAGUAGUGGCGCUGUUUUUAGAUCAGUUUUAAAAACUCCAAUCACUGAUUUCACUUUACCACCACUUGGUAGUUCAAAUUCUGAUUAUGAUUCAUUAAUUCCACGUGAUUCUUCUUCCUCUUCUUCUUCCUCUUCAUCUUAUUCUUCAAUUCCCACUCUAUAUAUUUCAAUUAUUAAUUUUAUUUAUUUAUUUAUUUUUUCCAAUCACUAA